ACUGGGAAUCUGCCAUUCGGGUUGGUGUGCUGGAUUGUGGGGAUGAAGAGAACUAUGAGACCUGCAAAGAGUAUGGUAUUCACUACUACCCAACCUUCAGGUACUUCAAAGCAUUUACAAAGCAGUUUACUACUGGAGAAAAUUACCAAGCAGGAGCAGAUCGAGAGCUGCAAACAGUUCGUCAGAUGAUGAUUGACUUCUUACAGAACCAUUCCCAGGAGGUCAGACCACCUGCUUGCCCACAACUGGACCCAGUUCUGUCCAGUGAUAUUCCUUCUCUGUUGGACAAGAACAGCCACCACUACACUGCCAUCGUGUUCGAAAGUAACAGCUCCUACGUCGGGCGAGAGGUUAUCUUAGACUUGAUCCAGUAUGAAAACAUCAUCGUGAAGAGAGCACUGAACUUUGAUAAGCCUUUGCUUGAGAAACUGGGGGUGACCUCAGUCCCCUCCUGCUACCUGGUGCAGCCAAAUGGGUCCCAUGGAUUAAUUAACAAUUUGAAGCCUCUACGAUCUUUCUUUUCUUCAUAUUUAAAGUCACUGCCAGGUGUAAGGAAAAAACUUCUCCUGCCCCUCCAGCUGCCUGCUGCAGAGAACAGAGAGGAGAGCACAGAAACAAGGGUCUGGAAGGAGUUUGAUAAGUCCAAGCUGUACAUGGCUGACCUUGAGUCAGGAUUGCAUUACCUGCUCAGGGUGGAGCUUGCCACACACAAGAUGCUUGAGGGAGCUGAGCUCAAGACCUUCAAGGAUUUUGUCACCGUCUCUGCCAAGCUGUUUCCUGGCCGUCAGCCUGUGGUGAAGUUGUUAGAGACCUUGCAGGAGUGGCUGGUGAGCCUUCCAUUAGACAAAAUCCCUUAUGAUGCUAUCCUAGAUCUGGUCAACAACAAAAUGCGGAUUUCUGGGAUAUUUCUCACCAAGAAGGCUCAGUGGGUUGGCUGCCAGGGCAGCAGACCAGAGCUGAGGGGUUACAGCUGCUCCCUCUGGAAGCUGUUCCACACUCUCACCGUUCAAGCUGCACUGAGACCCAAAGCUCUGCUAAAUACAGGUCUUGAGGACAAUCCCCAAGUUGUGCUGCAGGUGAUGAGGAGAUACAUUCACCACUUCUUUGGCUGCAAGGCUUGUGCUCAGCAUUUCGAGGAAAUGGCUAAAGAGUCCAUGGAUUCUGUGAAAACCUUGGACCAAGCUGUUCUGUGGCUCUGGGAAAAACACAAUGUGGUGAACAACAGGCUGGCAGGUGAUUUGACUGAAGACCCCAAAUUUCCCAAAGUUCAGUGGCCAACUCCAGACAUUUGUCCUGCAUGUCAUGAAGAAAUCAAAGGACUGCACAGCUGGAAUGAAGAAAAAGUGCUGCAGUUCCUGAAGCAUCACUACAGCACCGAAAAUAUUCUCCAUAAAUACGCCGAGAGCCAAACUGACUCCACUGAGGCUGAGCAGGGAGACACAGGGGAGGUGAAAGACAAACACCUGCUGAAGAAAUCAGGGGGAAGCAGAGAAAAUGGGAUGCAGGAGAAGGAAAACCCCCUAGAUUCAGGCUCCAAGGGGUUGGAUAAGCCAAUAGCUAACCCUGGAGCUGUCCAAGGUAGCGGCAGGAGCUCAGCUGCAGCAGGAAACCUCCGAGAGACAAGGCAGGCUGUGUCCUUCCUGGGCAUUGGAUUUUCCAACCUAGACAUGAGCCUGUGUGUCAUCCUCUAUGUGGCAUCAUCCCUGUUCUUAAUGAUCAUGUACUUCUUUUUCCGGGUGAGAUCCAAGCGGUGGAAAGUGAAGUAUUCUCGUUCCUCUGUGUAG
This is a messenger RNA of Acanthisitta chloris (rifleman), 1784 nucleotides long. It is a transcript of the gene QSOX2, whose product is annotated as quiescin Q6 sulfhydryl oxidase 2. The transcript has 11 exons. The record is from RefSeq and is a predicted model, not a curated record. The annotation marks the transcript as partial. Gene Ontology annotation, biological process: protein folding. Lineage: Eukaryota; Metazoa; Chordata; Aves; Passeriformes; Acanthisittidae. Gene Ontology annotation, molecular function: protein disulfide isomerase activity; flavin-dependent sulfhydryl oxidase activity. Gene Ontology annotation, cellular component: Golgi membrane.